Messenger RNA from Lucilia cuprina (Australian sheep blowfly), 1811 nucleotides. RefSeq names its product DNA-directed RNA polymerase II subunit Rpb4. Gene Ontology annotation, molecular function: nucleotide binding; chromatin binding; translation initiation factor binding. The coding region runs from base 155 to 1723 and encodes 522 amino acids. The transcript is spliced from 5 exons. Gene Ontology annotation, cellular component: nucleus; RNA polymerase II, core complex; P-body. The record is from RefSeq and is a predicted model, not a curated record. Gene Ontology annotation, biological process: regulation of transcription by RNA polymerase II; chromatin remodeling; mRNA export from nucleus in response to heat stress. NCBI's taxonomy places the organism in Eukaryota, Metazoa, Arthropoda, Insecta, Diptera, Calliphoridae.
ACACUUUAAAGACAACAACUACAAAAGCCGCUUAAAAAGUUGCACUCGUUUUCGAGAAAAAGUGAAAAUUUUUAAUAAAAUUUAACAAUUAUUGUGUUAAAAACAUAAUUUAUUUAUUAAUUUCUACAAGCAAACACAUCUAAUACCGAGCAAUAUGUCAUUCAUGAAUCCCGUUGAUAUGGUAGAGGAAGAUGCUGCCGAUUUGCAGUUUCCCAAAGCUCGCCCGGUGACCAAAAGGAAAUGUAAAAAGAAAGUUAUUAAGGCUUUAGUAACACCGGAUACUAAAUAUUUGGUGGCAUCAUACAAUCCGCAACAAUUUAACCAUCGUUUGGAACAGCAAAUCGAACAUACAACUAGUGCCGAAGACUUUAAGCAACUUUGUUGUCAUGAUCAUCAAUGUGCCUAUUGUCGCUUGGCUUUGCAAGAGCCUUAUGUAAAAUGUGCCGAUUGCUCGGCUGAAUUGUGUCUGCAGUGCUUUGCCACUGGCAGGGAAACUUUAAUACAUUAUAAUAAUCAUGCUUAUAUUAUCAUCAAAGAUGAUAUACAAAUAUUUCCCGGUCCGGGCAAGUGGACAGCUAGAGAUGAACGCAUUUUAUUGAAUAGCUUACAAACACAGGGUUAUGGCAAUUGGGAGGCAGUCGCAAAAGCAUUGCAAUAUCGUUUUUCAGUGGCAGAAUGCCGCCAACAUUAUCAUGAUAACUAUUUUGGGGGCAUAUUUGAACGCUUAUUGGGUCUGCAGCAUGCUAGUCAAACAUAUAUGCCCGAAAAUAUGCCCUAUGUGGUAAAAAUGCGCUCUGUAGAUCCACCCCGACAUGAUGACAUCUCUUCUAUGCAAUUCAAAAUGAUGGCUGGUUAUCGUAGUGCACGUGGUGACUUUGAUACACCCUACGAUGUAACAGCUGAAAGUAUUUUAACCACUAUCUUAGAAUCGGAGGAUAUUGUACGUAAUGCCAUAGAAGGAGUUGUUGAUGUUAACACAUGUAUAGAGGAAUUGAAAUUAGCUUUAGUAAGAUCAUAUAAUCAUCGUUUAAGGGAACGUCAACGUCGCUAUAAAAUUAUGCGUGAUCAUGGUUUAAUAAUGGCAAAUCGCUGUCUGGGUUGGAUUACCAAAUAUGCUGAUGCUUUACGUUCCGAACAGAAUUGUAAACGUUUUUUGGCUUUUAUGCAAUUGUGUGAACCCAUACAAUUUGAUUUGCUAAUGGAGGGUUUAAAAUAUUUUAGUGAUUUACAGAAAACCAUAUUUCGCUUAUAUGAACUAAGACAAAAUGGUGUUCGCACCAUGAUUGGUGGAUCUUUAUAUUUCAAAUUGAAAAGGAAACGUUUGUACGAACAAAGGGAAAAAGUAAAAAAUGAGCGUUUACGUGCACAAUAUGAUUGGCGUAAAUUAUUACCAAAUGCCAAUACAACAUUAGAGUCAUUAGGUGGUACAUAUUUUAUAGCACCCACUACAAAUGCUUUGCCGCGUAAGAAAGCUGCUCCCAUGGAUGUAUUUGGUUUACCCGGUUUUGCCAAACUUAGUGAAGAUGAACGUAAACUCUGCAGUGUGGCACGUAUAGUGCCUCAAGCUUAUUUAGAUUAUAAAAAUAUUCUGGUUGCCGAAAAUACUAAAGUGGGACAUUUACGUUUGGCCGAUGCGAGACGUUUAAUAAAAAUCGAUGUUAAUAAGACGCGUCAAAUUUAUGAUUUCCUUAUAGAACAUGGCCAUAUAAAUAAACCUAAUUGAAAUUUAUUUGUAAAUUUCUUUUCGUUUUUUCAUAAUAUUCUUACAUAAAGGCGCUUUUUAUUAUUAUUAAAUGUUAAAAGUUUUAAUU